Notechis scutatus (mainland tiger snake) is the source of this 285-nucleotide messenger RNA. NCBI's taxonomy places the organism in Eukaryota, Metazoa, Chordata, Lepidosauria, Squamata, Elapidae. The record is from RefSeq and is a predicted model, not a curated record.
CCUGUUUGUGGGAAAAGUUUCAGUCAGAAUUCCAACCUGGUGAUACACCAGGGAACUCACACAGGUGAGAAACCCUUUGAAUGUCCUGAUUGUCAGAAAAGAUUCAGUACCAAUUCCCACCUUAUUAGCCACCAGAGGACUCACACAGGAGAGAAACCCUUUAAAUGUCCUGAUUGUGGGAGAAGUUUCAGUCACAAUUCCAGCCUGGUGAGACACCAGAGGACACACACAGGAGAGAAACAUUAUGAUUGUCCAGACUGUGGGAAGGAGUAGGGUUAACCUUGG